Molecule: messenger RNA, 3354 nt
Organism: Cotesia congregata
Lineage: Eukaryota; Metazoa; Arthropoda; Insecta; Hymenoptera; Braconidae
Source: the annotation of a GenBank genome assembly
AUGAAUACCCGGGACGAGGACGAGGACUUGGACGAUGAGAACGACGUAGUGAGUAGGGAGGACAACGUCCUACGAAUGCAGCUCGUAGUGGCAAAAAAAGCUCUCCUACCACUUCCUCCUCCACUUAGUGAUCUUGCCGGGUGCAGUCCGAGUUACCUCACAUCCAAGUCAACGACAGCGACUUUCACAUUUCCGGAUACUCCUAAUCUGAUGGCUGACAGUAUCACCCACCAAGACGAAACUCUGGAUAAUCACAGUCGCAGACCAAGUAACAGCUCGUUGACGGCACAAUUAGGCGGACCAAGUCCAUCAAAAUCCCAGCUGAGUGAUCUUGUUCGUUCGAUCGGCACCCCGGAAGUUUCUUUAAUCGGUACCCCAGCAAACUCACCGGUAUUUCGAAGACAAUCUUCGAUAAGUGAAAGUAUCAUCAAGCAUUUGAGGAAUAUCGCGAUGUCGGGAGACAGUGCAGUUAUUACAGAUGAAGGUGAUGGAGAGAAGUGCGCUUUCAGAGGCCGAAAUAUGUUUUACAGACCCGGGAAAAAUGAUGAUAAUAGAAUUAAUGUUGAUAUCAGAGAUAGUACGAGUCCGAAGAAUAAAAAGGCCUCUGCUGCUUCUGUCUAUCCGAGGUCUUCUGAUCUUACUGUUCGUGAUGCUUUUGGACCAAAAUUGACUCCAGCAAUGUCUGAAGUUAAUUCGUUAGCAGUGACGCCAACCCUUGGAGAUGGUCCAUUUGAUGACGAGCAAGCAGCUAAAAACAUAAAUCAACAGAAUGGAGCUGCUGGAGGUUCUCAUGAUGUUGAACCUGAUCCUGAAACACUUUUUUUUCGGGAUGGUCGGAGGCGUAUUGACAUGGUAUUAGUUUAUCAAGAAGAAACCGAGGGUGUAAUUACAGAAAUAGAAGCAAGGAAGCGAGAGCAACGACGUGUUUUCCAAGAAAAUUUACUCAAAGAAGGCCUACAGAUGGAAUUGGAACCAAAAGAAAAUUCAUUUGACGGAAAAACAUUUUUCCUAAAACUUCAUAUUCCCUGGAAAAUAAAAAUUCAGUACGCUGAAGUUAUGAAUAUUAAACUUAUUACCAAAAGAUUGAUUACUAUUUCAGUAAAGGCAUGGGGCGAUGACGGUAUAAAAAGCAAAAAAAAAUUUUGGGAGAAGCUAAAUAUGGGAAGCUGCUUAGAUUUAUUGAAAAAAAUUCACUCGUGGGACACUAAAUUAUAUCCAGAAGAGCCAAGCUUUUAUGCUGGUCAAGACGCCGAUAGUCAAGAAGAAAGAUUUCUAGUGAAAGAUCGAGAGUCGUCAUACACGCCAGCUCAGAGAUCGUUGAUCGUGAUGCAAAUUCUAUCACGAACGCGGUACGAUGAUGUACACGAAAAAGCAGGGAUAAAAAGGAUUAUUGCUGAUGGAACUUAUCUCGACUGCUUCAGUCUGCAUGAAGGACCUUACGAUCGUCCUGGGCCUGAUGGUAAGCAACCUUUGUGGCUGAUUCGACGAUAUUUCGGCGAAAAAGUAGCGUUGUACUUUGCCUGGUUGGGUUUUUACACACGUGCUCUCUACCCACCGGCAAUCGUUGGAUUACUUUGUUUUAUUUAUGGACUUGGGAGUAUGGGUGGACCUGACAAUGUGCCUAGUCAUGAAAUCUGUGAUCCCAAUAUCGCUGGGAAUAUAACAUUAUGCCCAUUAUGUGAUAAAGCUUGUUCAUUCCGGAGAUUAGGUGAUUCCUGUAAAUUUUCAAGACUUUCAUAUCUGUUCGAUAAUCCUUCAACAGUUUUCUUCGCAAUAUUUAUGUCAUUUUGGGCGACAAGUUUUCUUGAGCUUUGGAAACGUCGGCAAGCUGUUAUUGUUUGGGAAUGGGAUCUCCAAAAUGCAGACGGUGAUGAAGAUCCAAGACCUGAAUUCGAAACUACUGUUAAAACAUUUAGGAUAAAUCCAGUUACGCGGGAACGUGAACCUUAUAUGCCUCUUUGGUCAAGAGUCUGGAGAAAUAUGGUUACUGGAUCGCUUGUAUUUUUUAUGAUUUGCGUAGUUCUUGGUGCUGUUCUCGGAACAAUUAUUUACCGAGUAUCAUUAAUUGCAGUAUUUUACGGCGGCGGUGGAUCAUUUAUCAGAAGACAUGUCAAAAUUUUCACAUCGACAAGUGCUGCUCUUCUUAACUUGAUAAUAAUUAUGCUUUUAACGCGAGUGUAUCAACGAUUAGCCAAAUGGAUGGUUAAUAUGGAGAAUCCAAGAACUCAAACUGAAUAUGAAGACAGUUUUACUUUUAAGAUAUUUAUUUUUGAAUUUGUUAACUUUUAUUCCUCACUUGUUUACAUUGCUUUUUUUAAGGGAAGAUUUUACGCUCACCCUGGUGAUACAGAUGCACGUUCUUCGGAGUUUUACCGCAUCAAAACCGAUGUGUGUGAUCCAGCUGGUUGUCUUUCCGAACUAUGUAUACAAUUGGCAAUAAUAAUGGUCGGAAAACAAUUAUUCAAUAAUUUCCAAGAAAUAUUAACACCGAAACUAGUCAAUUGGUGGCGUAAAAGAACUCACCGCGCUAGAACAAAAGAUCAUGAUAGACAUUAUACUUCUUGGGAACAAGAUUAUCAGCUUCAGGAUCCUGGUAAAUUAGCACUGUUUGAUGAAUAUCUCGAGAUGAUUAUUCAAUAUGGCUUUGUAACACUUUUCGUUGCGGCUUUUCCUUUAGCACCGUUAUUUGCUUUGCUAAAUAAUAUUGGUGAAAUAAGAUUAGAUGCUUAUAAAAUGGUUAAAGAAGCACGAAGACCACUAGCUGAAAGAGUGGAAGAUAUAGGCGCUUGGUAUGGAAUUCUCAAAGGAUUAACAUACGCAGCAGUAGUAUCAAAUGCAUUCGUUAUUGCUUAUACUUCAGACUUUAUUCCAAGAUGUGUUUAUGCGUUUGUUUAUUCACCGACAAAUGAUCUUGUUGGUUACAUUGACAGCUCAUUAUCUGAGUUUAAUACGUCUGAUUACCGUGAAGACAUGAUUAAUCCUUCGGAAGAACCGCGACCCGCAACAUGUCAGUACCGCGGUUACAGAAAUGGUCCAGAUCAUAAGGGAGAUCCAUAUGGCCUUAGUCCGCAAUAUUGGCACUUAUCCCGUGAAAGAUUACUGGCCCAAGAAGCUAAAUAUGAAAAAGGUGUUAAAGGCAAAGAAGAAGAAGAUGAUUUGAUAAAUGUACUGAGAGACGCAGGAGCAGUUGGCCGGCAUGGUGGUGUCAAGUACGGCAGUUGGACCCGAAGGUUCAGUAAGCUCAGUGAUAAUUUAGAUGCUCAUAUAAAUGAACCUAAUUUUAAUAACAAUAAUGAUAGCAACAAUCAGCAUAAGAGAAUGAGUGAAGCUUCAAGUACUUGGGAGAUGUCAUAA